Leptopilina heterotoma is the source of this 414-nucleotide messenger RNA. Its product is annotated as protein lin-28 homolog B-like. Lineage: Eukaryota; Metazoa; Arthropoda; Insecta; Hymenoptera; Figitidae. The record is from RefSeq and is a predicted model, not a curated record. The coding region runs from base 1 to 414 and encodes 137 amino acids. Gene Ontology annotation, molecular function: nucleic acid binding; zinc ion binding. The transcript has a single exon.
AUGGGAACGAAUCAGACACCACCUCAACAGCAGAAUCAGCCAACGUUGAGAAACGGUCAGAACAUUGGAGCAAAUCCAAAGGGUUUUGUGGGAGCUUGCUUCCAUUGUCAAGGUGUUGGCCACAAGGCUUCUGAGUGUCGGUUUCGUGUUUGUCAUUUUUGCAAAGAACAAGGACACUAUGCAAAUCAGUGUCCUUUGAAGCAAAAAUGUCAAGUUUGUGGUACACCGGGAGUCGUGUUCGCGAAUUGUCCUAAUUGUAUUCAAUUAAGACAAUAUCAGAUUGCUUUGGGAAACGAGCGUGCGGGGGGACAGAACUGUCCUGCUCCCCCACCACUACACCGGGGCAACCAGCAUGGACACCACGACCAGCGUAAAAGUGGAGAAAUUUGUGAAUGCACAUGUACCAGCGUGUAG